Molecule: messenger RNA, 620 nt
Organism: Pongo pygmaeus (Bornean orangutan)
Lineage: Eukaryota; Metazoa; Chordata; Mammalia; Primates; Hominidae
Product: septin-7-like
Exons: 1
Coding region: 76-501 (141 amino acids)
Molecular function (GO): GTP binding
Source: RefSeq, a predicted model, not a curated record
UACUUCAUUGCUCCUAUAGGACAUGGACCAUUACAUAACUGAAGACUCCCACCUUCAGGCAGGAUUGGGUAGUACAUGUUUGUAACUACGUGGCAUUGCCUUUUGUUGAGACUUAAACCAUUGGAUACUGAGUUUAUGAAACAUUUGCAUGAAAAAGUGAAUAUCAUCCCACUUAUUGCCAAAGCAGACACACUCACACCAGAGGAAUGCCAACAGUUUACAAAACAGAUGAUGAAAGAAAUCCAAGAACAUAAAAUUAAAAUAUAUGAAUUUCCAGAAACAGAUGAUGAAGAAGAAAAUUAUCUUGUUGAAAAGAUAAAGCUCCAGCAGCACCAUGAGCAAAUGAAAAAGAAUUUGGAAGCACGGCACAAAGAAUUAGAGAAAAAACGUCGACAGUUUGAGGAUGAGAAAGCAAACUGGGAAGCUCAACAACGUAUUUUAGAACAACAGAACUCUUCAAGAACCUUGGAAAAGAACAAGAAGAAAGGGAAGAUCUUUUAAACUCUCCAUUGACCACAAGUUAUGUAUUAGUUGCUAAUAUGCCAGCUUGGACGUCAGUGUUUGUUGGAUCCGUUUGACCAAUUUGCACCAGUUUUAUCCAUAAUGAUGGAUUUAACAGC